CGUGUUUUCUUCUUCUAUUUGGUGAUAAUAUCAAUAUCAGUAGUCGUCGCUGAAAAUUAGCUACAUUAACAGGUACGAAACAGCCACAGGUUGGCAUACCGGACGAAAGACUCAUAAGGGCGAGAGGGGGAAUUCAAAUGGCAUCCUAUCUUUCCGGUGUACCACCACCAUCCAUCCUAUCCUCCACAUUGUUAUUCCAUCGCCAUCUUUCUAUCGACGCUGCCACCAUCUCUCAACGUGUCGAAGACUUGCUCGCCAUUGUUCGCCACCCCCCUUUCAGCUCAAAAGCUGCUCUCACGAAGGCUCAUCUACCAAAAUGGAUUUAGAUCUACUAGACAACUUACCACCGCCUACCAUUUCUCUUUCAGCGACUCGCUCUUGGAGUAUGUCGAAGUUCAUCGAUUUUCCUGAAGAUUUACCUGGCGAUGAAGAAGAUCACCAUAAUCCUCAGAUAGACGGUUACCGUUAUCCAGGAGAGUCUCGGUAUCUGCCUAUGGACCCAGUCAGUCGUGGGAUCCUCAUUCAAGGCUCGGGCGAGUACGUUCAUCCUCAAGAUGCUUGGGCGUCUUCAUUCUCGAAGAGAAACGGUUCAACAGACAGUCAAUACUAUCCCGCCGACUCCGUUUCUUACGCUGGAACCCCUAGCCCUACAUCGACAACAGGUCAUACAUUUCUUUCUGGCGACAUCCACGGCCCCAUAGGGACUUCAUUGGAUUCCGACUCACCGAGCAUUACCUCGCCCAACUCUGAUGGAAGCGACUCGAGUGGGAAUUCGGUUCAUUCAACAUCUGAAGGCCAUCAAGUUGCUUCAUCAAGACUAUCGGUCCCGUCGUUUAGUCCUUCGGUGCACGCUCAGUCCGGGUCUCACUCGCCGAUUUCCAUAUACUCCACAUCUUCUCCAUCGCCCUUGGUGUUAUCUGCUACCUCCUCACCGCGGGCAUCCUAUCUACCUGUACCGGACAAGUUGCCCUCUCCACUUCAACACCCUCAGGAAGACUAUGGUCCCAUGGUCAACAUGUCAGAUAUCUAUUCGCCCUCGUCCGCUUUCGAUCUUCACACUCAAGACGCCUACAACUUGACCUUCUCUCUCUCGGAAUUCGAUGAGUCUCGUUUGCAACAUUUUCCCCCACUCCUCGUCGCAUCGGCUUCUUACGAGGCUGAGCUAGAAAGCGAGUUUGAGUAUCAUUCUCCGUUCAGAGCGAUCGAUGCUGAGCUGGAACAACCCCUUGGCAAGCGUACUAGGUUGAACUCGGAUGUUGUAGACAAUAUCAGUGAUAGGAAGCGGGUACGUCGGAACUCUCCCGCGCAUACCAUGGAGAAAAAGAAGCGAGGGAGGCCUCGUAAGUCAGAGCCGGCUCUGAUUUCGCAGGCAGAGGCCUCGCCCCCUACCACGCUCAUUGACUCCGACGAGGAGUUCCUUCAGGGUGGUGAGAACGACUCGGAUAGCGAUGUUUAUGUGCCUUCAGACGAGGAAGGAGCUCGUCGUAUCCGUGGGAGGGGAAGGAAAGGCAGCGGAAGCGGAAGCGGAAACGCAGAUACGUUAAGGGAACUCGAGCUGCGUGCAAAUGGAGCGCAACAGUUGAGUGUACCUAGUAUUUUUGAGCCAUCAGGGCUCACUAGCGUUGAUGACGCUCAAUCAGCGGUUCAUCGGCGGCAGAAUGGCAGACGUUCACAGCCAGUCCCGGUGCCUAACGUGACGAAGAAGAGUCGGGGACGGAAGGUGCCAGUGUCAGGAGAGGAUGCAGAAGCGCCGAGUCCACCUGUAUACCAUCCCUUCGACUUUGACGGCGCUGGCACUGGCGCAGAUUUUGUGGUGGAUACCGUCGCACCUAGAGGCCGUCCUGUGAAGACCUUCACUCAAGACAUCCAGAGCUGUGUUGAACCUGAACACCCGCCUACCGGCGUUGCAAACGAGCCUUUUAAGGUUGUGAGCGGCGGUAUCAAGAAACUUUCCGGAGAGAGACGAUACGUGUGCACAGUGGACGGGUGUGGCAAAUGUUUCGUCAGAGGAGAACAUCUGAAGCGUCAUGUCAGGAGUUUACACACUUGGGAAAAGCGUGAGUGUUCUUCAUCACCUUCUCUCUACGGGGGCCGAAUUUUACUUUAUUUUAUUUUAUUCAUUUUCCGUCGUCAUUUUCCUUAUCCCUAUACCUCUUUUGUUUACGAUGACUUACUCUUCUUUGCUUCUUCCCUACCCCUUUUACUCCUAUAGCGCACAAAUGCCCUCAUCCUGGCUGCGGCAAGUCGUUCAGCAGAAGAGAUAACCUUGGUCAACAUGUCCGGGUCCAUCUCUGACCUCACAAGCUUUCGUUUCCUUCAAAACGCCCAUGUCGGACCUCAAAAAAAGUAUAAAAGACUUUGUGCUUCGUUAGCGACAGACGAAGAGCCUCCUUUCCAUUGCAUGUGUUACUUGGGUGCCGGCGUUCCUUUGUCGCCUGGGACGAUCUGUUUUGUCAUUUUGUAUCCCUUCCGUCCCUCAACAUGGAUUCUCAUCAUCGCGUGUUUCUGUCUGCUAAUCUGUAAAAACCCUCCUCAUACGCCCUUCCGCUGUAUUCCCCCCCGCUCGUCUGUUCUGGUUUCGCGGGUUCUCUCUCUCUCUCUCUCUCUCUGCCAUCCUUGUACACUUGGGUUUGUGUUGUGUAGUAGAUGAUCAAUCUGCGUACAUCUCCG
This is a messenger RNA of Marasmius oreades (fairy-ring Marasmius), 2670 nucleotides long. RefSeq lists its product as uncharacterized. NCBI's taxonomy places the organism in Eukaryota, Fungi, Basidiomycota, Agaricomycetes, Agaricales, Marasmiaceae. Gene Ontology annotation, biological process: regulation of transcription by RNA polymerase II. Gene Ontology annotation, molecular function: DNA-binding transcription factor activity, RNA polymerase II-specific; RNA polymerase II cis-regulatory region sequence-specific DNA binding. The coding region runs from base 317 to 2212 and encodes 631 amino acids. The transcript has 3 exons. The record is from RefSeq and is a predicted model, not a curated record.